Orbilia oligospora ATCC 24927 is the source of this 369-nucleotide messenger RNA. RefSeq lists its product as uncharacterized. The transcript has a single exon. The record is from RefSeq and is a predicted model, not a curated record. Lineage: Eukaryota; Fungi; Ascomycota; Orbiliomycetes; Orbiliales; Orbiliaceae. Bases 1 to 369 code for a protein of 122 amino acids.
AUGUUUAUCUCAGCACCCAGGUUUUUCGCCUUGCUGUUUUUGGCAACGAUCCCUCUCGUCGUCGACGCAGACACUUGCUUAGAAGUAUCAGGUGAAGAAGUUAGCAAACUGGGACAGUGCACCAUCAAAAUAGUAUGGCAGAAGGUAUAUUACACAACCCCAGGCCUUGAUAGCAAUGGGCGGCCUGGGCUUCGGGACCGCAUUUCAGCCGAAGUCUAUGAUGCAAGACAUACUAAGAUCUCAACACAAACUCUCGAGGAUUUCGAGUUCUGCACCGGAAACCCGGGCGGGGAAUGUAAAGUCCAAUCUGGUUUGGAAACUCCGAUUCUCCUUAGCCCGCAGCAUCACAGAGAGUAUUUGCAGUUCUGA